Messenger RNA from Knipowitschia caucasica, 1005 nucleotides. NCBI's taxonomy places the organism in Eukaryota, Metazoa, Chordata, Actinopteri, Gobiiformes, Gobiidae. The record is from the annotation of a GenBank genome assembly.
AUGGUGGGGGAUAACGAGGAGAACUCGCCCUCACACGAGGAGGAGGACGACGAAGAUGAUCCAGUUAGCCUAGCUAGCAUUCUCCGGGAGCUCAAAGACUUUAGACACGAAAACAAGGAACAAUUUUCUGAAAUUCAAAGAAACCAACAACAGACGGACGUCAGAGUGACACAAGCCGAAGCACGAAUUGAUGAAGUGGAAACGGCGCUGGGAGCAACAUCGACGCUCAUAAAGCAACUGCUAGCGCGGCAAGACACCAUGGAGGCUAAGCUCACUGACCAGGAGGCCCGCGCAAGGAGAGAUAACCUCCGCAUAUACGGCAUCCCAGAGGAAGCGGAGGGCACUAAUAUUAUUGUCUUUCUGGAAAAUAUGCUUCGUGAUUCUCUCGCUUUUCUGCCUGAAACUGAUUUAAAGAUAGAAAGGGCACAUCGAGCCCUGGCCCCGAAACCUGCUGGAGGACAGACACGGCCACGCUCAAUCAUAGCCAAGUUUUCCAGCUACAGGGUCAAGGAAGAAGUUAUAAGGAUUGCCUGGCAGAAGAAACAAGUGAUGUACAAGGACACGCAAUUCUACGUUGACCAUGAUUACCCUCCGCUGAUUCUAAAGAAACGCACCGAAUACAACCAGGCCAAAAAAGUCCUCAAAGAGCACAAUAUAAAGUUCCAAACUCCCUAUCCCGCAAAAAUGAGAGUGUUUUAUAACGAGGAGACCCGCUUGUAUCAGAGCGCGGCAGAGGCGACAGUGGACAUGUCUGCAAGAGGACUCCCGGUGACCGUGAUCCCGUCUACCGUCGAUCCCUACCAGCGCGAGUUACAGCAGCUCUCAUCGUGGCAAGCGACCCCGGAGACCGAACCAGCACACCCCCUCCUUCAGGCACCGGACCGACAAGCCGGCUCAUUCAAAGACUGUUUAUUGAAAAGCUGCGGGAAUUCAGGCGAAAUCCACCUACAGAUAAGUGAUCGGGAGAAAGGUAGAAACUGUUGUGUACACGCCCCAACUCUUUGA